AUGACCGAUGAAAAGCAAAGAAAUACCGCGGUGAAGACCAUCGCGGCGGUCUUCCUGCCUAUCGCUACUAUAGCAGUGAUGCUGCGCAUCUACGUGCGCGGGUGGAUCGUCAAGGGAUUCGGAUGGGAUGAUGGAACCAUGGUGGCUGCACUGCUAUGCUAUGCCAUGUUCUGCGGGACUAUGCUUGGAGGUUCCAUAUAUGGCACAGGCUACAUGUAUGAACACCUCGAGCCCAGCGCACGCGUCACUGCCAUGAGAUAUUGGUGGCUCUGCGAAAUCGCCUACUGCUUCGCUUCGGUCGGAUGCAAGAUCUCCGUCUGCAUCUUCUUGAUGCGAAUUACCGUCCGGCGCAUCCAUAUCUGGAUCCUCUAUAUUGUCAUGGCUUUAACCGUCCUGGCAGGACUGGUCUUUAUGUUUCUCAUGCUUUUACAAUGCCAGCCACUCUCAUACUUCUGGACUAAGGCGGCUCUGGAUGAUUCCAUUCAGGGCCACUGCAUUGAUAUGGAUAUUAUUAUCAUUAUGACCUACGUGUAUAGUGCAUUUGCGGCACUGUGUGAUUUCACCGUAGGCACCAUGCCGAUUUUCCUGGUAUGGAAUCUUCACAUGAGGCGCCAAACCAAAAUUGCCGUCAUAGGCAUUUUGGGCAUGGCUUGCGUUGCUUCAUCGGCAGUUAUCGUCCGAAUUCCCUUUGUCUAUACCUUCGGCGACCCUGAUUUCCUCUACGCAACUGUCCAAAUCGCCAUCUGGUCCAAUGUCGAAGCUGGUCUUGGCAUUACAGCUGGCAGUCUCGCAACUCUCCGCCCUCUGCUUCGCGUCAUUAUGGGCACUCAGGCCGAGAAAGAUUACUCCACUGGCUUCCCGGGGGCACCGUCACCGUCGGUUUCACGCCAGCUGGGCGGGCCCUAUCCUUUAGGCUCGCUGGAUGAUAGUGUGCAGUCUCGGUUGAGACCGGACAAGCUGGCCGUCACUGUUACGACUAUCAAGAGCCAGAGGGAUCCUAAUGACAGUUACAAUAUGUCGUCAAGUCCGACUAGUAGCGAGGAGAGGCUAACAAUUGAUCGCCCCUCGCCUCGCUUAGUCCGUGACAUGGGGCUGGGCAUUCAUCGCACAUUCGAGGUCACGCAGACCUCGACGGAUACGCAUGACGAUGAGUGUAGGUUUGCAAGAGAACAUGUAUGA
Penicillium paradoxum is the source of this 1179-nucleotide messenger RNA. RefSeq names its product putative integral membrane protein. The transcript is spliced from 4 exons. The record is from RefSeq and is a predicted model, not a curated record. The coding region runs from base 1 to 1179 and encodes 392 amino acids. Lineage: Eukaryota; Fungi; Ascomycota; Eurotiomycetes; Eurotiales; Aspergillaceae.